GUGAGUAUCUUUAUGGAUUGUUUAGUUUUAAUUUUUAUUUUGGAUGUUUGGGUUUUGAGGAGCCCCACUGAAUAGCACCUCCUUUUCUCCACUGAACAAAUUGAACAAACUGAUAUAAAACAAACGAAGUUGCAGAUGGAAGCCUAAACGUCAGCUUUACUACAAGGUGAAGGCCCCCUGCUUUCCCCAUCACAGGGAGGGGGGCGGAGCAUCCUCUGAGAAGCUUGGAUGUGAGCUGUGCCUGGCCACUCUUGGGGGAGGGGCUACAUUUCACGAGGCUGCAGCUGACAAGAAGCUUCAAGUCUUUUGCCGAUAGUGGAAAUUUUCCUGGACCUGAUCAAGCGCGUAGCCUGUUUGCUGUGUUGGCUACACCCUGCCUGUGUCCUCCUUGCAACUCAUUCUUUCAGACCACAGCUUAGGUUAAUAUCAGAGAUGCACAUGACCUGGGGAAUCUGCAUGUGAUGCCAGUUGAGCCUCAGAAAGUCAGCGCGACCACAAAAGUGCCGAGCAGGGAGAAGGCUCUGCUGGACAAGCAGUUGGAGUGAGAAUAAAAACAACCGGAUCACAGGGCCAGACCCUCCACAAUCCACGUGACAUUGGGGAAGGACCGUCUGUCUUCAUCACAGGGAGGGGGCGGAGCAUUCUCUGAGAAGCUUGGGAGUGAGCUGCGCCUGACCACUCUUGGGGGAGGAGCUGCAUUUCACCAGGCUGCAGCUGACAAGAAGCUUCCAGCCUGUCUCCUUUUGGAGUGAGAAUCAAGACAGACGGAUCACAGGGCCAGACCCUUCCUGAUCCACAUGACAUUGGUAUCUUCCAUAUUGUCCCAUUCAAACAACGUGUUCAAGCAUCCUUGGGAAAUUCAGCUGGAGGAGAACAGGCCACACAAGCUGUAAACCCUUUGUAAUUCUUUGUAGUUUUAAAAGGGGCAUUGCUAAAAGUAUUGUUUGUGGUAGGAACUUCCUUAGCAGUGACAAGAAUAGCCAGACACCUCAAUCUCUGCUAGUAAACUCCUGGCACACAAAUCUAAAUCAUAAUGGAUGCCAAGUAUGUCUUAUGCAAUUGGCAAGACCAAUUGUGGCCAGCAAAAGUUUUGUCCAGAUCUGAGGCUUCAUCAAACAGUAAGAGAAAAAAGACAUUUUCCCUAGAAGUUCAGAUACUCUCACUAGAUGAAACAAUUAAAGUGGAAAGCACAGAAACAAAGAUCCUCACUAAAUCUCAAGUUGAAGCUAUUGCCUCCUCACUAGCAGCACAGUCAGAGGCCAGUGACCCACCUAGAGAGGAAACAGCCUAUGCAAGGUCACUAAAAAUGGCACUGGAUGUUCUGAAUGAGAGAACAAAUUUGAUUCAAGCAAGCAGUUCAGAUGAGGGAGAGACCACGACAUUGUCUCAAAAUGUACCACAAAAGCUUUCUGAUUCACCCCCUCGUAAAAAGUAUCGGAAGCACGAAGGAGACUUACCAAAGUGUCUUGAGGAAAAUGAAAAUUCAACAUCCCUGUUAGUAUCUUCAGAGAGUGAUGAUUCCCUGUAUGAUGAUAAAUUACGGGUGCAUGCAGUCAUUGAUACUAUUCCAAGUGAAAUGGAAACAAAGUCAUCACAAAACUUCAGCUGGCGCCACACUUUCCCUUCACUUUCAGAAGAUGAGGAUGAAAAGGAGAGCAAGAAAAAGAUUGACAUCUCAACAAUUAUGCCUUUGCAUUCCACAAUUAAAGAGGAAUAUGUUAAAGAUGAAAAGUUCACUCCAACUUUACCAUCAGAUAGCUUCACUGUGCCCAAAGCUUUGAAAGAGGAGGCACAGGACAUCUGCCCAGAGGCCCCGGCUGUUCCCUCUGAAUGCUCUACCUUCUCAGAGAAUAGUGAAGAUCCUGGAGAGGGUCCCUCCAAUCCAUGCUCAGAUACCAGCCAGAAUCAACCUACUGUGGAAUCAGAGAUGGGUGCUGUGGCAUCCCCUAGGCCUUCUUCAUGGGAACACCAGGUUUCCUUUAGUGCCUCUAACCAUGCCAUGGAUUAUUCACUCCUUGUGAAUAAUGAAAGAAAUCUUCAGACACUGGAUUUUGAGGAACUUGGGGAAGAACUUCAAGCUUCUGACAAGUCAGUUCAUCUAAAUUCUAUUGAUGCUUCCAUAUUAGAUGACAGUGAGGAGGAUGAAGAACUUCCACGUUUCAUUUUUCAUUAUGAGCCACGUUCAUUCGAAACAGGAAUGAUAGUCUGGUUUAAAUAUCAAAAAUAUCCAUUUUGGCCAGCAGUGGUAAAAAGCAUCAGGCGAAAAGAGAGAAAAGCAAGUGUGCUUUUUGUUGAGGCAAAUAUGAAUCCUGAAAAGAGAGGCAUUAGAGUGCCUUUUAGAAGAUUAAAGAAAUUUGACUGUAAAGAGAAACAAGCACUAGUGGAUAAAGCCAGGGAGGACUACAGUGAAAGUAUUGACUGGUGCAUCUCGCUGAUUUGUGACUACAGAGUUAGACUUGGUUGUGGUUCUUUUGCAGGCUCUUUCCUUGAGUAUUAUGCUGCUGACAUUAGUUAUCCACUCAGGAAAGUAAUCAAACAGGAUACCUUCAGGAACUUAUUUCCAAAGCUGCAAAAUGAAAAUCCUGUGGAAUCAAUGGUUGUGACUUCCCAGACCAAGAAAAUGUCCUUCCAGAAAAUUCUUCCAGACCGAAUGAAGUCUGCUCGGGACCGAGCCAACAAGAACCUAGUGGACUUCAUUGUGAAUGCAAAGGGAACGGAGAGCCAUCUUUUAGCCAUUUUAAAAGGCACGAAAGGGUCCAGGUGGCUGAAAUCAUUUUUGAAUGCAAAUAGGUUCACACCCUGUAUUGAAACAUACUUUGAGGAUGAAGAUCAGUUGGAUGAGGUGGUGAAAUAUUUACAGGAAAUCUACAAACAAAUAGAUGAAAAAAUGCUGACUCUGAUAAGAGAUGAUAAAAUUAAAUUUAUCCUGGAAGUUCUUCUGCCGGAAGCAAUCAUUUGUUCAAUUUCUGCUGUUGAUGGAUUAGAUUACAAGGCAGCGGAAGCAAAGUAUCUAAAAGGGCCAUCUCUAGGAUACAGGGAAAGAGAAUUAUUUGAUGCAAAAAUCAUAUUCGAAAAGAGACGGAAACCAUUAACAAAUGAAGCUCAUUAAAUCUUCUGAGAGUCCAAACCAUAACAGGGAACUUCCA
This is a messenger RNA of Eubalaena glacialis (North Atlantic right whale), 3146 nucleotides long. It is a transcript of the gene PWWP3B, whose product is annotated as PWWP domain containing 3B. Bases 1034 to 3109 code for a protein of 691 amino acids. The record is from RefSeq and is a predicted model, not a curated record. Lineage: Eukaryota; Metazoa; Chordata; Mammalia; Artiodactyla; Balaenidae. The transcript has 7 exons.